Molecule: messenger RNA, 468 nt
Organism: Strongylus vulgaris
Lineage: Eukaryota; Metazoa; Nematoda; Chromadorea; Rhabditida; Strongylidae
Source: the annotation of a GenBank genome assembly
AUGGUCAUCUGCAUUGUUAACUUGGACGUUAACAUAUUUAAGGAUGUUGCUCGUGUCGAGUCGAAGACAUGGAUGGUGACACCGGACAAGUAUCAGACCGUUGCACAUACUCCCGAAGGUGUCGAACCAAUCAUGGGACAUUGGAUGUCACCAGAUACUCUCUCUACUGAACUCGAUAGUCGAUUCCCUGGUUGCAUGGCUGGCCGUAUCAUGUAUGUAAUCCCCUUCUCUAUGGGACCUGUUGGUGGCGCUCUGUCCAAGAUUGGUGUUCAAGUGAAUCUCUCAAUAAUGGCAAUAGGAGCUUAUGUUGGAGAUUUAGGCAAAAAGUGUUUCGCACUGCGUAUCGCUUCGAACAUUGCCAAGGAUGAAGGAUGGAUGGCUGAGCACAUGCUUAUCAUGGGUGUCACCAGACCAAAUGGCAAGAGCGUGUCGUCAAUCACUGGCCGUGUAAUCCUGAGCGAGUGUUGA